AUGCUGUCCUGGAGAAUGCUCCUAAUUGGUCUUUUCUACUGCUGCAUCAAAACAGGUGCCACACGGUAUCGAAGUAAAGUCCUGUUCCCAGCUGCAAGCAGAAUACAAAGAGGUGUUGCAACUUUGGUGAACCCCACCUUCCACAAUUCAUUUGACGAUGUUCAUCUAUUAUUUGAGAUCCUACUGACUGGCAUAAAUUUUGAGGCCAGUGGAGAGUUUUCAGUGAGAGACGCCGAGCUGGCUUCUCUCCGAAAGACACGAGACCUGGAGGUCAUCUGUGAGGACGUCAUUCCUAGGAAGUUAACAGAUGUAUUUAGGCUCAUCUCUGACCUUUCGGAUUAUAAUGGUGAACUGCAUCAGGACGAUUUUGAGCGUACCGUGUUGACCUUGGUAUACACCGCCGAGCAGGUGGUCAAUUCCACUACUGAACACCAAAGAGAUGUUUGGGCAGAGUCUUUCGUUAGCUUGUACAAAGCUAUCAAACAUGAUCUGACAGGAACAAACUGAAUGGAUACAGGUGUUGCUACACAAUGGCUCUGUGUUGGAGUUUAAUAUGCACAUAAGAAAAACCCUCUUUUUUGAAAAAUAUCCAGUUUAUGCAUUGAUUAGGCCAUGAGAAGUCUGAAAGAAAAGUCCUGUGAGAAACUGUUGCCAAAAAUAGGUAAAGUGCAUUGAAACAAUUAUUAAAAUAUUGACUGUCACAGCAAAAGUUAAUUCAAACUUGAGGUACUCUAUAU
Molecule: messenger RNA, 737 nt
Organism: Thunnus maccoyii (southern bluefin tuna)
Lineage: Eukaryota; Metazoa; Chordata; Actinopteri; Scombriformes; Scombridae
Product: protein FAM180A-like
Exons: 3
Coding region: 1-507 (168 amino acids)
Source: RefSeq, a predicted model, not a curated record